Molecule: messenger RNA, 3345 nt
Organism: Pichia kudriavzevii
Lineage: Eukaryota; Fungi; Ascomycota; Pichiomycetes; Pichiales; Pichiaceae
Exons: 1
Coding region: 1-3345 (1114 amino acids)
Biological process (GO): cellular bud site selection; hyperosmotic response; fungal-type cell wall organization
Cellular component (GO): extracellular region; site of polarized growth; plasma membrane
Molecular function (GO): osmosensor activity
Source: RefSeq, a predicted model, not a curated record
AUGCUAAAUUUUUUUUUGAUACCUUUGGUUCUUCUUUCAAUUCCACAUGCGUCUGCUGGAGAACAUAGUGACUUCUUUUCCACCCAUGCAAAUGAUAAGUACAACAACAAUAACAACAAUAACAACAACAUCAACCAAUAUAUAAAUGAGAUCUCAAGCUCGGUUGAUGCUCAGUCUUCCAGCAGCUUGUUCACCGAUUUAACACAGUCUCCAACGCCUGUUGUUUCUCUUACCUCUUUGGAAAGCUCAAGCAGCGAGACAUUUUCAGAUCCGACACCUACAACUACUCCUAUGCCUACAUCUACAUCCAGCCUUGACUUCUCUCCUACAGAAACAAACACCCAACAAUCUGCACCUUCUACCACAUCAAGCAGCUCAGACGCUCAAAUAAUAUCACCGUCAUCGUCCUCAUCAUCUUCAGAUACGCUUAAUUGGGGGCUGUUUUAUACUCCUUCACCAUCAUCCUUGACCGAAUCAACCUCAAGUGAGGAAACAUCCUCAACACCUACUCUGGCAGAUUCAACUUCUUAUACACCGGCACCUAUUACUUCUAGUACUUAUACUUCAUCUUCAUCCACAUAUAACCAGCAAGAUACGUCAGAGACAAGUUUAGAUACCAUCUCUCUUUCAAGCCCAGCUACUUCAUUUGAAGUGUCUUCUGAUGUCCAGAGUCGUGCAACUGCUUUGGGGUUUUCGAAUUUAGAGUCUACCACCAGCUCAACAGAAGCAACCAGCUUACCGGAAUCAACGAGCUUGAAUGAAUUUACUAGCUCAACCAGCUCUACUAGCUCAACCGACUCUACAAGUUCCACAGAACCUACUAGUUCCACAGAACCUACUAGUUCAACCGACUCUACGAGUUCCACAGAACCUACUAGUUCAACUGACUCUACGAGUUCCACAGAACCUACUAGUUCAACUGACUCUGCGAGUUCCAUAGAACCUACUAGUUCAACCGACUCUACGAGUUCCACAGAACCUACUAGUUCAACCGACUCUGCGAGUUCCACAGAACCUACUAGUUCAACCGACUUUACGAGUUCACUAGUUAGUAUACAACCAUCUUCAGAAUCUACUGUAGUUUGGGGACCUACUCAAACCAGCUUUUCAUUUGCUUCGACUCCAGACUGGGAUUUAAUUUUUCAUACCACAGUAUCCUCAAGCGUCACUACGGGUGGUAGCGAAGGGUCAGUUUCUGCAUCGUCAGUAACAACUCCUUCCUCUGUCACUGAUACUUAUUCUUCCGACACUUCGGGUAGUCUUACUACUUCAGAAGUGGAAUCAUCUAGUGUAUCCUCCACUGAUGCCACCCAGCCUGACAGUGUUUUGAUUUCUCCAUCCUCUUCAUCAAGUGAUGGCUCAAGUAGUUCAGAGACACAAACGACUUUCUCUUUUCCUGUCUUAAGUUCGUCAAACGAUAUACCUGCAUCGACGUACACUCCAAGCAGCACACAAGUCUCUACAAGUGUCUCUGUUCAACUAAGUUCUACAUCUUCAGAGUUGUUUUUGUCAACUAGUGUCACAAGCAAUACCGAGGCUUCAAUGAAGUUCUCUAGUUCUUCUGCUUCUGAUAUUCUAUCCUUGUCGACCCAAAUCCCAAGUAGUAACGAUGUUUUGUCCACAUCAACACCUUACAGCUUCAGUUCAACUGACUCGACUUCUGUUGGCAGGUCUACAUUUUCUGAAGUUUCUAAUAGUACCGACACUUCAUUUAUUGCUCCAACUUCUUCUACUUCAGAAGUUUUUGACACAAGCUCAGGUUCGUUUAUCCCUCCAACAUACUCUACAUCAGAAGUCUCAAGUACUCCAAUUUCAACAUCCACAUGGGUUUCAAACGUUACUCCAGCUGCAUCCACUGUGAGCUCAAGAUCAUCUGUUUCUUGGCCCUCAACAUCAAGCCAGCAAUACGUGCAACCUUCAUCACUUACUAGUACAGUCUUACCAUCCACAUCUGUGGUUUCGACUUCGAGUAUUUCUGCUAUUACAAAGGCAUCGUAUAUGGGAGUGAGUAGUGAAAUUGAGUCGCAUUUUUCUGUUUCUGCAAUUUCAUCAUCAUCCCAGGCAUAUACUUCUGACUUUCCUUCUUAUCCAGUCACCACAUCUACUUUCUCAUCCAGUCAGCCUGUUGCUCAAAAUCAAAAUACCGUGCCAGUUUCAGUUGCCACCUCGAUAUCUAACCCUGCACCAGUUUCGAACAUUGUAACACAGACUCCUGUUAAUUCCAACCCAGCUACUACUAGUUUUGUUGAGACAAACGCACCUCAAUCUCAAGAUACAUCAACUUCAGAGGAAACAGGUAAAAAUGCCACUACGUCAUCUUCCGGUAUCUUAGUCUUAACAACUACUUGGUUGCCCACAGUAAUUAUUGCUGAAACCAAAACGCCGUCUGAUGCAUCAGCCGAGGCAACUUCUACAUCCCUUGCCACUGCCUUGUUACCACGUGCCAUCAUGCCGACUAAUGUCGUGAAUGAAAACCCAGAUUUUGAAUUAGUUACUAUUGGAUUUACUGAAGCUCUUAAUUAUGCGUUUGUCGUUCAACAUUCUCUUUCAUCUGCCCAGAUCUUUGAAUAUUUACCACUAGUUCUGGCUAAUGGUUUCCCGGAGGUUUCAACUAAACAUAUUGUUGUCAAAAGUUUAGUGCCUUACCAAUCAGUCCAGGUUGAUUAUAUGAUUACGGUUGCUGAGGUUUAUUUUGAUAAAAAAUAUAUUGAUGAAUUACAAGACGCAGUAACUAACCGCACAUCAUUAAUUUACAGUAACCCAGAUAAAACAAUCAGUUCUUUGGCCGAGUUAAUUGAUCCGAAGAUUCCAGUUGAUGGUUUACUAAGUUCCUUGAAUGCGGUACAGUCUGUCGGUUCUUCAGAUAGUAACAAUAGAGCAAGUGGGGAAAAUUCCCGUGAAGAAAACAUUGCCGCUUCGUUGGGUUCCCUCGAUAGCGAUGCCAUUUCCGCAUCUACAACUCCAGCUUCCAAAAAAGUGGGUGGCAUCCGCAGGUUUUUUAUAAUUUUUUUCUCUGUGUUAGGAGCUUGUCUUCUUUAUGGAGCUAUCGUCAUUUACUUUUUCAGAAGAAAAAUGAUGAAACACCGUUUACCCGAAGAUAAUGAUUGGUCUGAUAAUGAUUUCUCGUCUUCUGAAGAUAAAUUCAUAAGCAAAGAGUUCAAAGAUCUUAAUUAUAGUGGUUCGCUGGGAGAUGUGAGACUGAAUCGUUCUGAAUCGUCUUUGAAUACUAGCCAAAAUCAUAGCUCAAUUUCUAACAUUCUUGGGUUUAUUAAGAAACAGGAAAGCCCUAGGAGUAUUCCUGAAAUAUCAGCACCAGUUAAUGUCAAAAGUUCAUUAGGUUGGUAA